Molecule: messenger RNA, 641 nt
Organism: Galendromus occidentalis (western predatory mite)
Lineage: Eukaryota; Metazoa; Arthropoda; Arachnida; Mesostigmata; Phytoseiidae
Gene: MED28
Product: mediator complex subunit 28
Exons: 4
Coding region: 45-572 (175 amino acids)
Cellular component (GO): mediator complex
Source: RefSeq, a predicted model, not a curated record
GAAGCUCUCCGAUCUGAAACGAAGCAAAAGAAUCGCGUCUAGUGAUGGCUUUAAAUCUGGCAGAGGAGCUUGAGACAGCAUUCCACUCUUGCAUAGCGGCCACGACCAAUAAUGAAUACUUCGCACCGAGAGAUAAUGGAGACGAAAUCAAAGUUACCGUCGAGCAGACCGUGCGGAAAUUUUUGGAUACCGCGAGGCAGAUGGAGUGCUUCUUCUUGCAAAAGCGACUGCUGGUUUCCCCUCAAAAGCCCGAACAGAUCGUGAUGGAGGAUAACAUGGAGCUGAAGAAUGAAUUGAUGCGCAAAGAGCAGCUACUCGAGAAGUACCACGCGAAGCUGAUCGAUUGGCAGAGACUGGUCAGCGACACCUCCAUCGGCAGCGGAGCACCACCCCACAAUAUGCCCAUGGCGCAGCAGAGACCUUCCCCGCAACAACCGCCAAUAGCAGCAGUGGCUCCGAUGAGCGCCGGCUACAUGUGCGGGAAUCCCAUGAAUCCGGCCAUGCAAAUGCAAGGUGGACCGCCGGGGCGGCAAGUGGGGCCGGGAGGCGGGUUCCGUGGACUGCCCAGUUAAUCCAAUCUCGGACUCAGCUGAAAUUAUUUUACCGCUUUUGUAAAUAAAUUCUGGUGAAGUUGUACAAAU